This is a messenger RNA of Acanthosepion pharaonis, 801 nucleotides long. The record is from the annotation of a GenBank genome assembly. Lineage: Eukaryota; Metazoa; Mollusca; Cephalopoda; Sepiida; Sepiidae.
AUGAUCGACAUUAUAGGGGAAACGAAGCGAUUGAUCGACACUAUAGCCUUCUUCUUCUUUUUCUUCUUUUGGCCUUCUUCUACUUCUUCUUCUUCUUCAUCUUUCGGCCUUCUUCUUCUUCUUUCGACCUUUUUCUUUUUCUUCUUCUUUCGGCCUUCUUCUUCUUUCGGUCUUCUUCUUCUUUUUCCUCUUUCGGCCUUCUUCUUCUUUCGGCCUUCUUCUUUCGGCCUGCCUCUUCUUCUUUUUCUUCUUCUUUCGGCAUUCUUCUUCUUUUUAUUUUCUUCUUUUGGCCUUCAUCAUCUUCUUCUUUUGGCCUUCUUCUUCUUCGUCUUCUUCUUUCGGCCUUCUUUUGCUUUUUCUUUCGGCCUUCUCCUUCUUUUUCUUCUUCUUCUAUCGGCCUUCUUCUUCUUCUUCAUCAUCUUCUUCUUCUUUCGGCCUUCUUCUUCUUCUUCUUCUUCCUUUUCUUCUUUCGACCUUCUUCUUCUUCUUUCGGCCUUCUUCUUCUUCUUUUUCUUCUUCUUUCGGACUUCUUCUUCUUCUUUCGGCCUUCUUCUUUUGCUUUUUCUCUGGGCCUUUUUCUUCUUUUUCUUCUUCUUUCGGCCUUUUUCUUUUUCUUUCGGUCUUCUUCUUUUUCUUUUUCUUUUGGCCUUCUUCUUCUUUCGGCCUCCUUCUUCUUCUUUUUCUUUUUCUUUUGGCCUUCUUCUUCUUCUUCUUUCAGCCUUCUUCUUAUUCUUUUUCUUCUUCUUUCGGCCUUCUUAUUCUUUUUCUUUCGGACUUCCCCCCCGGAUGGAGCCGUGUUGA